AUGGAAACCAAGGCGGAGGGGUCUUCCCGUGUUCGUAAUAGCCCCAUUUGGCGCAACAUUUGGCAGCUCCAUAUCCCAAAUGCUGAGAAACAUUUCCUUUGGCGUGCUUGUCACGAUAUCCUGCCUACUAGAGUCAAUAUGUGCUCUUGUAAAGUCAUCAUGGAUCCUAGUUGUCCCAUAUGUAUGAGGGAGUUUGAAACUGUUUUCCACACUUUAUGGCAGUGCCCCUCGGCAAGCGAUGUGGUUGAAGCAAUGUUUAGCAAGCAUGAUAGACUAGAAUUUUUACAGUUUGUGGGUAUAGCUCGACGCAUUUGGCUUAGACGGAAUGAAGUCAUCCAUGGUAGGUCUUUCCUAAACCCAAACCGCAUUGUCCAGCAAGCAACUCAGGCGAUGGAGGUAUUCCAAACACUGAUGGAUAGGAGGAAGAUAACCGCUGCACCUGCUGAACAACCCACUGUUCAUACAUGGAUGGCCUCUCCCCAUGGCUGGUUCAAGGCAAAUUGGGAUGCCAGAGUUGAUAGACGGAAGGGAUGCGUGGGUUUUGGGAUAGUUAUUCGCGAUCAUCUGGGGCAGAUGUGGGCUUCGAAAUGUCAGACUUGUCAUGGGUUUCUCGAUCCACCAGCAGCGGAAGCCGUAGCCUCUUUUAUGGUCGCUCAACUCUGUACUGAAAUGGGGAUAAGGCAGGUUCAACUGGAAGGCGAUGCAAAGAAUCUCAUUGAUGCAAUAACCUCUAACGACGCUGAUGAGAGUGGAUGGGGCCAACUUACAAAGGAUAUUCGAUUUACCUUGCGAUCUAUUCCUGUUUGGGAAAUGCGUUAUACACGUAGAGAAGGAAAUAGGGUGGCCCAUAUUCUGGCUAGGUUGGCUAUGCAUGAAACUAUGAAUACGGUGUGUCUCUAUAACCCACCGGAUUGUAUACGUGAUAUUUUGCAAGCAGAGAUUUCUGUUUUGUAG
This is a messenger RNA of Corylus avellana, 954 nucleotides long. NCBI's taxonomy places the organism in Eukaryota, Viridiplantae, Streptophyta, Magnoliopsida, Fagales, Betulaceae. The record is from RefSeq and is a predicted model, not a curated record.